Marmota monax (woodchuck) is the source of this 2757-nucleotide messenger RNA. It is a transcript of the gene Cep20, whose product is annotated as centrosomal protein 20. Bases 31 to 513 code for a protein of 160 amino acids. The transcript is spliced from 5 exons. Gene Ontology annotation, cellular component: motile cilium; centrosome; ciliary basal body. The record is from RefSeq and is a predicted model, not a curated record. Gene Ontology annotation, molecular function: protein binding. Lineage: Eukaryota; Metazoa; Chordata; Mammalia; Rodentia; Sciuridae. Gene Ontology annotation, biological process: microtubule anchoring; cilium assembly.
CACGCCGGGGGCGGGAGGGCGGAACUGCGCAUGCGCGCUUUCGCGGCGCGGCCCCGGCGGCCGUUGAAAAUGGCGACUGUCGCCGAGCUGAAGACUGUUUUAAAGGACACUUUGGAAAAAAGGGGGGUACUAGGGCAUUUAAAAGCAAGGAUCCGAGCUGAAGUUUUCAGUGCCCUAGAUGAUGAUCAUGAACCCCGACCAACGUUGUCUCAUGAAAACCUUCUAAUUAACGAAUUAAUUCGGGAGUAUUUGGAAUUCAACAAAUAUAAGUAUACGGCAUCGGUCCUCACAGCAGAAUCUGGUCAACCUGCAGUUCCACUGGACAGACAGUUUCUCGUCCGUGAACUAAAUGCCUUUGAAGAGUCAAAGGACAGCAAAAUACCUCUUUUAUAUGGAAUUUUGGCUCAUUUCUUGCAUGGAACUAAGGACGGUGUCCCAAACACCUUUCUGAAAGAGUCUUCACUUCAGCCUUCAAACCCAAAUCUUGUCAGACAGAAGAAGGCCGAUGGGUGACCACCAGGAAAGGAGAGGGAUGAAGGCACCAACACUGAGGCUGUCCCCCUUUCUCAAGCCGUGAAGAGAUGACACUUCGAUGCAGAGUAUCUUUUAUCUUAAAAUUGUGUGUAUUAAGUAACGAAUUUAUCAUUCCAGAGUUACCAUUUUGUAGAAAUUUGAGUUUCUGCAAAAUACUUGACCCCUCAUGUUUUACUGCAUUUGUGAAUAAAAGCUAACUCUGUCAUCUAGCUUAUUGGAUGUGACUGGAAAGAAGGUGCAUGGUUUUUACGAAGUAGUUUAAAGGUCCAGAAGUUCAUGAAAAAGGCGCAAGGGCUUUUAGAACUUUGUACCUUCUUCUAAAAAAAGUUCUAGGCCGUUAUCCACAUGUUCUGCUCCUUGACAUGCACAUUAAUUAAAUUUCCUUCAGUUGGAAUCAUGUGAACUUGUAGGAAAAUUCAUUCAUGACUUAAAGAAUAUUAAAACCAAAACUAAUUUCCUGUACAGUUUGAUUUUUCUUAAAGGACCUAUUUUUCAGAAAACCACUCAUGAUUCAGCUUAAAUGUCUGAAUUACUACCUAAAGUUUAGUUUGUAAAUAGAUAACCAAGUACUUUUUCUUUCCUUAGUCCAUUUUGGCUUCCGCUGGAAAAUUUAAUUAAAAGGUAGAGGGGGAAAUAAUUCUUUUAACAUGCUAUAAGUAAAACAAAGAGUUUAUUUUGUUUUAUUAAGAAUGUAAAAUAAGGGGGGCUGGGUUUGUGGCUCAGUGGUAGAGCGCUCACCUAGCACGGGCGGGACCCAGGUUCUAUCCUCAGCAGCACAUAAAAAUAAAGGCAUUGUGUUGUGUCCAUCUACACCUAAAAAUAUAUAUAUUAAAAAAAAAAAAAGAAUGUAAAAUAAGGGGCUGGGGUUGUGGCUUAGUGACUGAGCCCUUGCCUCAUGUGUGUGAGGCACAGGGUUUGAUCCUCAGCAUCACAUGAAAUAAAUAAAUAAAUGCAAAGAUAUUGUGUCCACCUACAACUAAAAAAAGAACGUGAAAUGACAUGAAGUGACAGGCUUUAGGGAAAUACCAGAAGGAGCUUUCCCUAGAGGCACUGUUGAAGCCCCGCGUGGCCCGGGUCGUGCAGUUAAGACUGCUGAGGGACGCGCGCCUUCCUGCGCAGGCUCUGGAAGUCAUUUUGAAUGUCCGUGUGUCUCCAGAAGCCCCUUUGAUCGUUGCUAAGGAAGUCUCGUGGUGUGGAGUUUCACUAAGACAGCUCUCAGGGUAGCCUGCUCGUGGUGCAGAGUCGUGGGGCGCUGGAACUCAGAGCGCCUGGACGUGACCGUCUAGCCGCGUGCUUCCCACGGGAGAAUCUGAGGGCUGUGGCUGGUGCCGCUGUCACCAUCCUUGGGGUGCUGGGUAUGUGCUAACUUUGAAAAUGACAGAAACCUUUGAUUUUUAUAUUUGAUGAUGUUAAUUGUAUUUACUCCUUACAGAUUAAAAAUUUUUAUCUAAACACAAAUCACCAUUGUUUUUCAUUUUUAUUUUAUUGUGUUUGGGCUGGAGCUCGGGGCCCCAGGCUUUCUAGGCAGGUGCUCUACCACUGAGCUACCCAGCCCAUCAGAAACUACUAAUGAAACCCCUUGAAACUGUAUUUUAUAAGUCAAAAGAUUUUGACAGCUGGGCGCAGUGGCUCAUGCCUGUCAUCCCAGUGGCUUGGGAGGCUGAGGCAGGAGGAUCUUGAGUUCAAAGCCAGCCUCAGCAACAGCAAAGUUCUAAGCAACUCAGUGAGACCCUGUCUCUAAAUGAAAUACAAAAUAGGGCUGGGGAUGGGGCUCAGUGGUCUAGUGCCCCUGAGUUCAAUCCCUGGUACCCCCCCCCCCAAAAAAAAAGAUUUUGAGAGCCCUGUUUGUGGGUUAAAAUUAUAUCUGUAGAUGCAGAGUCUUGUAAGGGCCCAUUUUCACUUUUAAAUCUGUAAUGUCUGAUUACAAUUAUGAAUUCCAUUGUAUCAUAUGUGGGAAUAUAAAGAUCUGACUUUUCCCAGCAGUCUUGGUUCACAUCCAAGUUGUUGUCACUAAGUUUACCUCAGGAAUUGCAAUCAUGUAGAUUAAGGAAAAAUGCUGGAGUUGAUGAUUUUGGAUACUGUUGAAAAACCAUCAUAAUGAAAGCUGACCAGAACUGUCACCGGUGUUGUAGCCUUCUGUGUGCAUUACUCUGUAACUCCUGUGCCUGGGCAACUUUUAUACUUUCAAUAUAUCAUUUAAUUAAAAAAAUUUUAAGCAACUCA